This is a messenger RNA of Struthio camelus australis, 5472 nucleotides long. The record is from RefSeq and is a predicted model, not a curated record. Lineage: Eukaryota; Metazoa; Chordata; Aves; Struthioniformes; Struthionidae.
CCAGCCUGCUUUGACCUGGAGGAACCUAAACGGUCCUCGAGCUAUUGGCUGAGGUUUCAGAGGAGUAUGUUGGAUCUCUCUCUGCAGUGGAGAUUUGCCAGACUGCCCAACAACGCCAAGCUGGAGAUGGUGCCAGUCUCAUGUAACAGAGUGGGAACGGGAAAUGUGGUUCGGAUUGCAUUACAUUUAGAUGAUGGCUCCCGUUUACAGGACACCUUUCAUUGUCAACAGACUUUGUGGGAGCUUCUCAACCAUUUUGCAAAGACCAGGGAGCUUAUGGAACAACACAGUGAAUUCUCUCCAGUCUGUAUUUACAUGCGAGAUGAGAUAUCAGGAAAAGAUGCCCUAGGGAAGACGACCCUGAAGUCACUUGGCCUGACUGGGGGCAGUGCCAUCAUCAGGGUUGUCAUGAAGAAGUGCAGUUCAUCUGGUCAGGAGGCGGCUGUGGAUGCCAUGGCUCAAUGUAAUGAGCUGACAGUGAGAGCGAGCUCCACCGAGGAAGCAGGGGAUGUGUCCCUAACUCAAGCACACGCAUUCCCAGAGGACUCGGACCACAGUGACGUGGCCUUGUCUUUACACAGCUGCAGAGACGGGCAAGACUUGAUUAGAGAAUCCCAUGCCAGCUUGGAGGAGCUGUGGCCUCCCUCAGAGCACGAGUCUACCCCAUUUGUCCCUUUUUCUGGAGACGGACAGCGUCUGGGGGACUCUCCUGUGGCUGCAGCAUCUCCUGGGUUAGGCAUGCCAUCUUCAAAGCUGUCAAUAUCUUCCUCCAGCCCUGGAGGCCCUUCUAAGCCAAAGAAGUCUAAGAACAGCCAAGAAUCGCUAAAGGAGCAAGAGCAGCUUUUAGAACGAGAGCCGCUUGUAUGUCAUCUAGACCUACUAGAACCGCUUCCUGCUGGCCCAGAAGACCUUCCUGAUGAGUUUUUUGAAGUCACAGUGGAUGAUAUACGAAAACGUUUGGCACAGCUGCAGAGCGAGAGGAAACGCCUGGAAGAAGCUCCACUGAUGACAAAAUCUUUGAGGGAGGCUCAGCUGAAGGAAAAGUUAGAACGUUACCCAAAGGUGGUGUUGAGAGUACAUUUCCCAGACCGUCAUGUUCUACAGGGGUUCUUCCGUCCUAGUGAAACUGUUAUUGCACCUCCCAGAAUCAUCUUGAAUGAUGAAAGUUUGACGCUCUUUGAGGCUAAACUCUUUCCAGCUGCUGUCGUUCAUUUUGGAUCUGAGGAGUGCAGGGAUUGUUACCUGAAGUCGGACCUGCUGAGCUCUGCAGUUUCCCCUUCUGCAGCUGAUGUAUUAGUAGCCAGAUGUUUGUCCAAAUCAGUAGUUCCUUCUGCUUUGUCAUCUUUAAAAUCAGCAGUUCCAUCCCUAGCUGAACCAGAAGGGGGAAGUGACAAAAAGACUGAUGAGCAACCAGAACCAGCAAGAGUACAGCAAGCUCCACAGCUGAUGAGUAGGGCCCCUGGGAAGAUACCCAAAUGGCUGAAGCUGCCAGGUGGGAAGAGAUGAAACAUUCUUGGCUACUGGAUGAGUAUAGCAGUCAGCUGUGCUUCUUUCCUGAUGAAGUACUUCAGAAUUUGUAAGAAAUUGUUGGUGGCCCUGGAGAGACCUAAUCUAUAUGAACAUGGGUUAUAAAUAGAAUAUUGUUACUUCAACUGCCAAUUUCACCUUUUGGAAGAGUGGAAGGCCUGAUUUGUGGUUCUCCUGCCUACAGAAGUAGGGUCAGAGGUUCAAGUUAAGAUUUCCUGCAUGCAGAUAAUAUGAAUAGAGAAUUGAGGGGAGAUAUUUCCUAGUUACUCUCUGUCAAGGACUUUACCUCUUUCCAUAUUUUGAAAUUCAAAUCUUCCCAGUACUACCUUCAGAGAUACUAGCGAUAGUCUAGCUGCCUGAAUUCUAGCAACAAGAUACGACUUGAUUCAGUUUUACCUGUAGUUAAGCGCUGCCUAGAACAAGAGUUCUCUUUGCUUUUUGCUGGUUGGGGUUAAUGCUCCUGUAAUUCUGGGCAUUAAUGGCUGGAAAGCAGGUGAAGAAGGUGCAUCUAGGUCAUUCAUAACAGUUUAAGUAGGCUUUUCCUGUGAACCUCUUGGUUUACUGCACUUACCUGUUUUCACUUGACAGAAUCUUAUUAACAAAGAACACAGGUACCUGUUGACAGAGUUUUUUCAGUGGCGUUUUUUCUGCCUCAAGCUCUGUGAUUUGUUUUCAUUACACAUAAUUAACGUCAUUAAUUGCUGUUCUAAUGAGUUAAAAAAACACCCAGUGAAAGGGUCUCUUAACGUGUGAUUUUUUCCACCUUACUGAUUUCUUCUGUGGUCUGAGUGUUUCCACAGCAGAGUAGCAGUUUUCUGCAGUGCAAUUAGCAUAGGGAGGGGAUCACUACUCCAGAUCUUUGCCUUUUGAGAUGUACGGAGAUGAAUGUUGUUGUUUAGAACUGUGUCUGCCCUGGAGAUGAGCUCUGUAGUGCCACAGUGGCUGUGGUGCUGUAUUUGAUUUGAAGUCUCUUCCAUGAAUCAGUGAUUCAUUUUGGACAGUUAAGGUUCCAAGUUACAGUAAUAAGAUUUAGAAUGUUUUCUGUUUUCCCUGUGUAGACACUUGUUCCCUAAACUAUGUGUGCACCUGCACAAUUUGCAGAUGUAAUAAAGCAGAGCGGCCAUAGGAGGCCUUUUUGUCGGUCUCUUUGAUAAUGUUUCCUCCUCAACGCUAUUUCUCUGCCAGUUCACAGGAACCUGCUCCCUCAUUGGGCCUGUCAUGCCUCAUUCCCUCCUCCCAUUUUUUUUCAACAAAGUAAAACAGAGCUUUGUACCAUCUGAAUGAACUUCAAAGUGGCUAGAAAGGGCACUCGGGGUUCCUGGCACUUGUCAUUGUCUCCCAGCCUGGCCAGCAUUUCCCUUCAGGUCUAAUUACUUCCAAAUGUUCCCAGAUGCUUUGAAGAAACUCAGAGGGAGGGGGAGGCAUGAAAGAAUGGUGGAAGAAGAAAAAGGAAACUCAAAGUGGAGGGAGUAGAAUGCUGUAGCAAAAAAGAUGGUUGAUUUCUUAUAUGACACCCAAACAUGAACAGACAGGGAAUGUGUGCAGGCACUGGCAGCGGGGAAUGCACGAGCACUGUGUACAGCUGCUACUCUAAAUAAUCCUUUCUGUAGAAAGCAAGCCUUCCUGGAACGUGACAGGCUGUCUAUGAAAGACAUACUACAGCAAAAUGAAAAAGAUUAAAGUAAUGCUUAAAGCUUAUUACUUCAGUGGAUUAAGCAUGGGCUAAGCCUACCCUCCAGAGUACUAUCUGUAUCUUGGUUCAGGUGCUAUGUCAGGCUUAUUCAUCUCAGGGAAGCCAGAGGUAGACUGUGGUUAGGGCUGCUUUGCUGAAUUUAUGCAGAAUGUAUUUGUGGCCAACAAAUAGCCAGAGCUGAUGACAGGUGAUUAUAUAUUCAUGCUAGUGCUGCUUGAUGUACUGGAUUAGAUUAAAAAGUAGUCUGGUUGGUAGAAAAUUGCUCUGCACCUUCAGAUAUAUUAGUUUUCUUCUUUGAAGACCACAGGCAACAUCAAAUACUACUGACUGGCUUAGCUAUUUUGAUUUUAACAGUUGUGUCAGAGAACUAGCACCACAACUACCACCCGCAAGGACCUGGUAUGGGCAAACAGAAGGAAAAAUUCAGGGACGCAAAUAACGAUAACAUUAUUACUGGAGCAAUUUCAUCACAGGGAUGAGGACUAAUGUAUGCUCCAUCAGGACCUAACUGCUGCUCACAGAAGCAGUUGGGUGCGAUUUCACCCAGCAGAGAGGCUAAUCAAUUUUGGCCCAGAUUCUUUUUAGCGAUGGCUGGAUAUGAGCAGCAGCUGCAGGAACAACGUUGGGUUUAACUGGAUCCCCAGACUGAACUUUAAUGGUUUUAAAAUCAAGAUACAGCUGGGUUUCUCCAAUUAUACUCUAAUGGGCUGUGCCAGUGGGAUGAUGUUUCUGGUGAAGAGGUAACAUUUUGUCUCUGACUCCUGCAGCCAACUUCAUACUGCUGUGUGCUUUACUUAAGUCGGUUCUGCCCAGGCAUGUCCCUUGUGUAACACAGUAAAGCAUUGAACCCACUGUAAGGUACUCCUGUUUCAAGAAGAUGGAAAAUUGGUACCUUCAACAGCUAGACCAGAGGUCUUAUUCCCCCUCCUCCCCUAUGCAAAGAAGAGUUAGUUUUAGCUGCUGCUGUUAAAAUAGCACUUUACCACUAACAGUUACAUCUGCAAUCACCUUCAGGCAAGAAAGCUGGUGUAUGGACCAAGUAUGUCAGGGAAGUGAACUCAUGCCUCUUUAGGGCAGCAGCUUUGACAGAUCUGUGUGUCACUAGGAGACAGAACGGAUGGGGAGGGUGAGAAUUUGAAAUCUGGAUAAGGCAAGAAAUGAGCAUCAAGAUUCUUUGAGAAGGGCAAGAUGUCCUGAUAUUUAAAACUGCAGGCUUCUCACUAAGGAAGCUGCUACAAGGAUUCCUACCCUGCCACUGAACAAUACACACACAUAAGCUGGAUUUGCUUCAAUCUUACUUCUGCUAUAGUAGCUGAAUUCAUCCCUUGGGUUGUAGUUGGGCAUUCAAAGAUAGUAUUACCUAUAUAUUUUUUGCUACUGCCUAUUAUACCAGUAUAGUUGUUGGGCUGAAUGCUGAACUAGGUCUAGUCUUUCAUUGGUUUCAUUGUACAGCUGCACAAAUAGUUGUCUUGGCAAACAGGCUGCAGUGUAGAGGGACAGGGGGACUGCUUAAGCUGGUACUGUCACCAAAAAGAAUGCGCAUUAAAUUGUGGUUUUAGUUGAAGUUUCCAAGCGGCUGGUACCCUGAUUAAGGACCUUGAUAGCUCUUGGCUGAAAGAGUACAGUGACCUACUAAGCCUUUGCUUUGCUACAGUUGUCGAUUGGAAAAGGAAAAAAAAAAUGCUAUUAGUAACCAUGAAGACUUCAAAUAGCCAGCAACAAACGACGUGCAAUCUUUAAGACACACUGGUGUCAGCUGCUUUUCCUGUAGCAAGUUGUGUGUAUGUCCUGACAAAGCCAGUUCAGUUGUGUGGUUCCUGCCUACAUGUGUAAGGUUUCUUAUUUCACAGUUCCCCCACCCUGCUGGCUGAGGGGCCGGCCUGUACCAUGAUGUGGGAUUCUCACACAUGCUGUUUGUUAUUCUGUCCUUUUUCCUUUCGUCCUACAAAGAUUUAGAAAAGAGGGUGGGUGUGUGUAUGUGGAAACUGUGCAAGUCUUUGAAGCAAUUUGACUUUCAAUGAUUAAUUGCAGCAAAGAGCCUGCACAAGGGAAGGAGACUUGGCUUUGAUUUAUUGAUGUUUCUUUGUGAGAACAAAUUUAUAGCAGAGGGAAGCAGCUUCUGAGGAGAAUAUCAAAUAGUUAAAAGGUUCCAAGCAUUCUUUGAUGUCUCAGCCCUGAAGAAAUACUGGAAGGUAUUGAGAAACACACACUGUUUAUUUAUAAAAUAAAGAUCAGAUACCUGCUUUUGGCAA